This is a messenger RNA of Paramormyrops kingsleyae, 6533 nucleotides long. It is a transcript of the gene slc24a6a, whose product is annotated as solute carrier family 24 member 6a. Gene Ontology annotation, cellular component: plasma membrane. Gene Ontology annotation, molecular function: calcium, potassium:sodium antiporter activity; calcium channel activity. NCBI's taxonomy places the organism in Eukaryota, Metazoa, Chordata, Actinopteri, Osteoglossiformes, Mormyridae. Gene Ontology annotation, biological process: intracellular calcium ion homeostasis; calcium ion transmembrane transport. The record is from RefSeq and is a predicted model, not a curated record.
UAUGAAUGUGUGUAAAUGGAUUAAUCUUGUAGGUCGGGUGAAACGGCAUGGGUUAACAUAUUCGGCUUCCUGAGGUUUUGAAUCGUUUUUUCUUUUGUUUAGGAUUCUAUUUAAAUUCUUGCUGAAAGUGUGAUUAUUUUUAAACGUGCCGUUUUUCCUAAUGAUUUGCAUGUGCAUUUUUUGCAGCUCUCUUCAUAUUACGUUAUAUUGGGUAUUUCCUUCUAAUCACCCACGCGAUUUGUGGAAGGAUGCGGGAAUAGACUAUAGCACCGAAGGUUAGGUCCAGUUUUCCGGUCCCCCAUCUUCACCGAUGAGACGUGCCUGUUUAAGGCACUGUGAAUAAUUCCUUGGUCCAGCGGCUUAGUUGCUAUGCCAGUCUAAUUCAGUUAUCUUUGUUCAUAUUUUUUUUAUGGAGCAGACAUAGCUGGUCUUUUUCUUUUGUUCUUUGUAGCUAAUUUACAGCACUAUACAUGCAGCUUUCUGCAAAUAUUGCUCUCUUGUCACGUUAGUUGUCGGGAGUGAAUUGGGAAAGGGGGGGAGGAGUGAGUUAGGCGGAGUGAAUCGAAUAGUUGCAGACUGGCUUUGUGGUGUCUAAGUCGGCGCGUGAGUACACCCCACCCCUCUCUCGCUCUCUCGCCCACCCUGUCCGCUGGUCCUACCCCAAAAUGCGCCUAUCCUAGGUGCCUCUCUCCUUUUCCCCAGUCCAAAACCAGUUGUAGGGGUAUGGAUGAGCCUGGGAUGCAGCGCCGACCCUGAGCGGAACAAGGGAACGCAAAGGAGGGAUGCUGGCUGAGUGCGAAACGAUGCACUGAUAAAUGAUUCCGCGGUGCAUCUGCCAAAAGGGCUGUAAAAAGUCUUAAUCUAAAUAAAGGAAAGACACUUUCUCCGCCGUUACCGACAUGUUCUGAAGCGAGGGGCUGAAUGAUGAAGGCGGUGCUGAGGACCAAAAGACGGCGGCAGUUCCGCCGGCUCUGCUGCCUUGGAGCGGGGCUCGUAGCUGUCACCUGGCUCGCACAGCAUUUACAUGUAACAGACACAAAGUCCCCCGGAUCUGUUCCUAAUGAGGAAAACACUUUGGACUGGUCCACACGCAGGCUGAUGCAGGAGAGAGAGGAGAACCAGACCUCCGACCAGCCAAGAGCAGCUAUCCAUGAGUUCCCGCAGGACAUCUUCACAAAGGAGCAGAGGAGACGUGGGGCGGUGCUCCUCCACGUGCUGUGUGCCAUUUACAUGUUCUAUGCUCUUGCGAUUGUCUGCGAUGACUACUUUGUCCCAUCUCUGGAAAAGAUCUCAGAGAACCUGCACCUCAGUGAAGAUGUGGCAGGAGCCACAUUCAUGGCAGCUGGCAGCUCAGCCCCAGAGCUCUUCACCUCUCUGAUAGGCGUUUUCAUCACAAAAGGCGAUCUUGGGGUCGGUACCAUCGUGGGCUCUGCGGUCUUCAACAUCCUUGUGAUCAUCGGGGUGUGUGGGAUAUUCGCUGGACAGACGGUGACUUUAACCUGGUGGCCUCUGUUCCGUGACUCUGUGUUCUACAUCUUCUCUGUCCUGGCCUUGAUCCUGGUGAUCUAUGAUGAGAAGGUUAUCUGGUGGGAGGCUAUAAUCCUCAUCUCCAUGUAUGGAAUCUACAUUCUGAUCAUGAAGUUUAACGCCCAGAUCUGGGCGCUUGUGACGCGGCGGUGUGGAGGUCCAGGGCUGCCCUGUCUAGGGAACAGGCGGCGCCAAGAUGGGGCAGUAGGAGAGGGAGGGGCUAACCUCGACACCUCCAUGGUCCUGCUAAGAAAAGGUCACCGCCCUGGGCAGGAGUCCCCUGUAAUGAUGGUGGACGAGCUCUUCAGCCUGCACCCCCACCAGUUUACCUUAUCGGAGGCCAGCCUGCGCAUCAUGAUCACGCAGCACUUUUCCCCCCGCACACGCCUCAGCAUGGCGGGGCGUAUGCUCAUCAACGAGCGACAGAGACUCAUCAGGAACCAGAGUCCAGGGGGCAGCAGUGGUAGCGGGGCAGGGGACACCCCCGUGAAAAGUAACUCUGGGGUGCAGGGAGGCUCCUGGGGAAUGGAAAACGGGGGGGCCAUGGAGGUCGAGAGGCAGCCCCUGGAGGAGCCCCGGGAGAGGGGAGAGGAGGGUGGAGCAGAGGGGGAGACGGAGACAGAGAACAUUCAGCCAGAAGACAUGGAGGAGGAUGAAGUGGACGAGACAUUCAGACCCCUCAAGAUGCCAGGGGGGCGCUGCAACCGUGUGAAGUGGCUGGUGUCCUGGCCCCUCGGUCUGCUGCUCUACUACACUGUGCCCAACUGUGUGUACCCGCGCUGGCAUCGCUGGUUCAUGGUCACCUUCGUGGCCUCCACGCUGUGGAUCGCCAUCUUCUCCUACCUCAUGGUGUGGAUGGUCACCAUCAUCAGCUUCACGCUGGAGAUUCCUGAUGUCCUCAUGGGCAUCACCUUCCUGGCAGCAGGAACCAGCGUCCCUGACUGCAUGGCCAGCCUCAUCGUUGCACGACAAGGCAUGGGGGACAUGGCUGUGUCCAACUCCAUCGGUAGCAAUAUCUUCGACAUCCUCCUGGGUCUGGGCUUCCCCUGGGCCUUGCGCACUCUGGUUGUGGAUUACGGGUCUACGGUGUUUAUCAACAGCAAGGGGUUGGUGUACUCCGUGAUCCUGCUGCUGGCUUCUGUGUUCCUCACGGUACUCAGCGUGCACUUGAACCACUGGAGGCUGGACCGGCGCCUGGGGGUCGGCCUGGUGCUGCUCUACUCCGUCUUCGUGCUCUGCUCCAUAUUCUUCGAGCAGCUGUAGCCUGCCCUCACGCUCCGUCAUAGCUGCCUGCACUGCUGACGCGGAGAACAUGCUUGUUCAUCUUUCCAUCCUGUUUGGUUUAGAGUAUUCCUGUCUCCCAUAACUACCCUGAUGUACUUGACAUUGGUUCAUCAUGAUGGCUCUCAAGACGUUUAUUACUAGCCUAGUUGAGGCCAGAGUGCGAGGGUUUGGGUCAAAGGCACAAGCCUUUGCCCCAAACCUUCCCUCCCCUCCUCUGCCCCUGUGAUCUGCUGUGAUCUGGAUGUAUAAACAGGCUGCAGGAUUUCAAUACUCCCUCGUCUAUUUUGAGCUGCAGACCUGGCAGCCGAUGUUGGGGACACAUCCAGAAAAAAAAACGAAACUGGUUUGUCCUCGUCCCCUUUGCCCAGGCCUUGUGACGUCAGAUGUGUAGCAGCAAUUGCUGGCAGUGUGGGGAUUGUGACCUCUAAAAAUGUCACACAGUUCAAGUUUCUCUGUUCAAACCAAGGGAAGUUUUAAAAGAAAACUGUAAAUGAACUCUAUAAUCAAGUUCAUAUGUAAUGUGAAGAGGCAGAACUAUUGAACUAUGAUUUGGAAGUGCUGUUAAUAUUUUAACAUUGGGAAACUGACCUAUUUUUACCCUAGAGGCCAAAAGGAUAUGAAUCAUGGUUGUUUUCUACCAGGUGCAGUCAAAUCUACACAGGCACAAGUAUAGUAGAGAGGACUAUUUAACGUCCAUUACAUUGAGAUUGACCUGUUUUAGUAAGGUGUAGGCCUUGCAGUGAUCUACAAAUGUGUCACGGUUUGUAAUACGGCUAGACACUGAAUUAAAAAUGUUACAAUACAAAUCCAUAAAUAACAUAAAAAUCAAGCAAUGCAACUUCCAGGAGAAAAUAAUUGGCUGUGGAAGGGAUUUCUGUGUGUAAACGCACCAGAGACCAGUGCAGCAUGCAGGAAAUGUUUUCCCUACCAAUGGCUAAUGAACCAUCAAAGGCUCAAUGUGACCUUUCCCGCAUAAUCUAACUGUAAUCUACGAUAAGUCAAUAGCCGGGAAGGACAGGGAGGGAAAUUAAGGUAGUACAAUGAAACCCUUUUGUUUGAUCUGGUCAUACUGGUUACUUAUACAGUGCUAGCUAUAAGAGUUCCCACUGUGGAGAUCUGUUUGGCCCUCCAAUGCGCUAUUUGUUCCUCCUGAUCAAUUCUACCUGUCUUCAGGUCAGAUAUAUGACAUUUUCUACUAGUUUCUCCAAGAAAAAAAAAUUCUUCACAUUUAGUACAUUUCGGUUUUUGGCUGUAUUGGUCUAGGGUGUGGGUUUGGGUAGGAUCACUGGAGACAUGUCUCCGGCAAUAUUGUGGGAGUACCGUGUGUUCGGCGUCAAUGGUCCUCACCUGGGGAUGUGGUUUGAUGCUCAGUGAAUGGAUACAUGUUUCACACUGUUCAAUUCUCUGAAAGUUGUUGAAGAUUUGUUAUAAUGUCUGCACUAUUCUGCAUGACACAUCCCUUCUUAUGGAGUAAAAUGAAAUCCUUCUAAACAUUCAAUACAGAUUUUGAAUAGGUAUAAAUCUAUUUAAUAUGUGUUUAUAUAUUUUCAGCUGUCGCCACUUUUGAUAUCUUGUGUACGGGUCUAAUAUUACGGUUCACUGAGAUUAGGUACGUUUGAUGUUCAAGACAAAGAUACAGUCUGACCACUUAUUUAUGAGUAUUAUUAUAUUGAGCAAGUUCAGAAGAAACCUCACAUUACCUUUGCUAAGUGUUUACUAAACAUAUGCAUAGUUUUUUAAGAAUGGGUGUCAGAGAGUAUCUAGUUAUAUUUGUGAUGUAUUUUAAUAUUAAAUGAUCAUUGUUGUUACUAUGUUUAUAUUUCAGGUUACGUGUCCUUCCAAAAAAACGUGUUUAGGUUUUUUAGUAUCUAUAAAGGGAUUUUAAAGAAAGAAUAUUAUAUGUAUGCAGAGCCCCUUUCAUCAAAUAUGAAAAAAAUAUAAACUUAAUGUUUUGUUUUUUGUAAACCAGUGUAUAUACAGAGUCAUGAUACAUUCUAGGUAUUUUCACUUCGGCAACUUUCGUGUUAGUUGCAAAUCCCUUGCAUGUUAUUAGGAGAGGGACAGAGUCAUUUAUAGGUGUGUCCAUCAUGCCCAAGUCCAACCUGGAGCCACAUUUCUUCUAUGGUCCACUGAGCGAGGGGUUUAAACAUUCGAUUUCCUCUUAUUUUGCUAAGUUUACAGUUAACUGUUGUUGACAUCCUCACAUGUUUCUGUAAUGUUUUAACAUUUUGACUGUAACUGCAAUGCCAGAAUUAAGCUUAUCCUCUCCUAGCAUCUGCCAGAAAGGUUUCUAUCUGUUGCUCAUGUGCUUUAGGUUAAACUCUUGGCCUCCAGAUUGAUGAGGAAGAGGAACCAUAGUGGCAAUCAUGAGGAAAACCCCUAACAGCAUAUUAUUCAUCAUGUCAUUGCAAAUGGCUAAUUUCUUACUAAGGCUUGUAAUUAGUGAGAUGGAUAAUCAAUUUAUUAUGUUACAGCAGCCAUUUGAGAAUGUCACAUGCUGGCUGGUGUGGAUCCAUUUAGAGGUUUCUGGAACAGUAGCUAGAAUCAUAAGGAACUGAAAUUGAUGGCUAAAAGAGAAGUCAGAAUAUCCCAGAUUGCAAUUUGUCUUGUUUUAGAAAUGUGAAGAUAACAGAAGAUAAUGAUAUUGUGUAUGUGGUUGGAGUGCAGCCUGGAGGCUAUAUGAACCUAACCAUCGGGUAUCUGCUUACACUGAUUGGGAAUUUUUUUUUAUUAAUUAGCAGCACAUGUUGUACUUGCAGAAAUAGGUCAAGCGGGUAGCGAAAACGGAUGGAUGAAUGGAUGGAUGGAUGGAUGGAUGUUUUACGUGAAAAACUAAUAACUGAAAUUGUGAUUGUUUUGUCACUAAUUUUAUUUAUUGACCACAGAAUCAUAAAAUAUAAAGUAUUGACCAAAAAAAAAAUCAUAUUUUAGAAAAAAUACUGCGCAAAGUUUCACCUGAAGUCUAAAGCUACUGUUUUUGAGGUAGAUGUGCAGUUCAGACAUUUUGAAAUGCAUUUCUUACUCAAUUCUGUUCUUACUGUUCUUACUGUUCUGUUCUUACUGUGCUUACUGUUCUUACAGCUGACAUGCUAUUUGUUUUUGCCAUUUUGCCGCAACAACUUUACAGUCCAAAGUGAACACAAGAAAACAUUCCUGUUCCCUUCACUUUGCCUUGUUUAUUCUUGUCACCGCUGUUCCAUGCUUGCCCUCUGUCAUUUUCUAUCGAUUGCCCUGAGAAUUAAACAACUGUGAUGAGUAGUAUUCACACUGGGGGGGGGGGGGGGGUAAUAUUUAGGGGUGGCUUCUCAGUUGUCUCACACACAGACACGCACUAAGCAGGCAUGAAAGACCAUAAUGCUCUGCUUAGCGUCUCCUUACUGGCGUCUGUCCACCGUAGUGCCCGAGUGUGGAGAGGACCAUCAAUAGCAGAACACCCCCAUGGAGACUCUCGCCACCCCCCCACCCUCCCAAACCACUUCUCUCUGGAAUGAUAAAACAUAACAUAACAGGUCAUGAGUCUACAGCUGGGUAGGGGGUGUGAAAAGUGUGUUUAAAUGCUGAGCAAUGAAUCUCAGUAUGCUAACAAGGUGUGAUGUGAAAUGUGUUCCAGAGGCUGGGGUCCUUUGGGAAUGCAGCUCCCUGUCAUUUCAGAUUUCGGCACAAUGCUUGUAUUGUUCGAAAAAAUGUACAUUGUUGAGUGCAAUAAACAACAGUCUGUGCAA